This is a messenger RNA of Dioszegia hungarica, 1410 nucleotides long. RefSeq lists its product as uncharacterized. Gene Ontology annotation, biological process: DNA repair; negative regulation of transcription by RNA polymerase II; chromatin remodeling. Gene Ontology annotation, cellular component: Swr1 complex; NuA4 histone acetyltransferase complex. Gene Ontology annotation, molecular function: transcription corepressor activity. The record is from RefSeq and is a predicted model, not a curated record. The transcript is spliced from 7 exons. The coding region runs from base 1 to 1410 and encodes 469 amino acids. NCBI's taxonomy places the organism in Eukaryota, Fungi, Basidiomycota, Tremellomycetes, Tremellales, Bulleribasidiaceae.
AUGUCCUCCUCGGAUGUUCGCGCCAUCCUCGACCUCCCGCACGCCUCCAGCUCGUCUGCGGCUGCCGGACCGAGCAGGAAGGCGUCACAGCAGAUCAAAAGGCCAGAAGGCAUCUCGCGCGAAGUAUUCGCUUUGAUGGGCAACAAUGCUGCAUCCAUCAUGCCAUCGUACCCUUCAGCGGCCAGAUAUAAGGCUCGGCCCGUGCCUUCUUCUCAAAAGACGAGAUGGGAAUGGUCCGCCUUCAACCCCAUGCCGAGCGAAGAGCGACCACAGGUUCUGCAUCACUGGCGGAAGUCGGUCGGCGGAGACCCCGCGCCUCCACGAGAGGAAUACUUUGCGACCUUCAACUCGUCUGGCCCAUCCGUCAUGCAGUUCAGUCAGAUGGAGUACGACCAGCACCUCAAAGACUCGGACUGGACACAACAGGAGACGUCGUAUCUCUUUGCCCUGCUGCAAGAGUACGAUCUGCGCUUUGUGGUCGCUGCGGACAGGUACGCAUACACGGAUACGUCAGUGCCGGGCGCUACCAAGCGACGGACGGUCGAGGAGAUCAAGGACCGGUACUAUACCAUUUGUCGUCGCUUGAUACGCACAAGGACAGCUUUAGAUCCCCAAGCGCAACAGCAGCUGCUACAAGCCUAUACUUUCGACAAGUGCAAUGCAGCUGAUACGACAGCUCGAGAAACCAAGCGCAAGCAGUAUGCGUCGGAAUUGUUCCACCUCACUGCUGCCGAAAUCGCCGAGGAGGAAUCGCUCUACCUCGAAGUCAAGCGGAUAGAGCAGAAUGAGAAGCGGUACCGCGCGGACCGCGACGCACUGCUGCGGUCGGUCAUGGGGCUGGACAGCGGGGUGGUCAACCUCGACCAGGCAAACAGCGAGGGUGUCGUCGGUGACAUCAUUGAUGCCGGUGUUUGGACGCAAGCUGAUGAUCAGAACAAGAAACGAAAGCGCCUCGAGGAAGAGACCAACGCUACUCCAUCGACUGUCUCCGCCUCGACCAUGCCGAAGAAAGCCCGUGAAUCUGCUGCUUUCGAUGUCGCACACUGCAUCCACCGCUCCGCUGCCGCCUCCGAGUCGACCUACGCCCUCGGUCGCCACCCAGCACACGUUCCCGCCUUCCUCCGUUCUAGCAAGAUCCCCAUACCCAAACAGAACGCCUCGAUCCGCAUCACCGAACUCCUCUCUGAACUGGGUAUAUCGGCUCAUCGGCUCGUCAUGCCCACCCGCGAAAACAUCGAGAUCUUUGAUAGUCUCUUGGCUGCGGCGGGUGGGCUGAUCGAUAUGAAGCGACAGGUGGAUAGGGUGGAGCAGGAGGUGAGGACGCUGAAGGCGCAGCUACCGGGGUACAUACCGCCAGUAGCCGGACGGGUGAGUCGGAUAAUCGCUGGAAGCUCCAGGUCAGGAUGCUGA